UACCUUCCGGCUCCGGAGGUAAUGCGAGAACUUAGUUCUUGGUAUUCUCGUAACCUGGUGUGGAGAUUCUUCUGAGGCUUUCACCGUUCUCACGAAAUCAAAUUUGAAAAGUCUGGAGAAUUUGAGUGGUUGACAACAUACAAUGGGUCAUUGUGUGUCAGUACCUUCAAGAAAUACUAGAAGAAGGAAGAAGCUUCAUUGGAUCAAGAAAUGCAGUGGAAAGGUCUCAAAUGCUGUGGUGUUUAAUGCUGGUAUUAAGAGGAGGCAUAGUGAUGCAGGGACAUGUGUGACAGAUUAUUGUUCUGUUUGUGAAUUUGUUCAUGUGGACCUUGAGAAUGGCUCCACUACUACUUGUAGGCGAUCUCUAGUGUCCAAUUCAACAUUUCAAGUUACUCAGCUUGAAUGGCAACACACUCAAUAUGAUGCGACAAACUUGAUUUCCCAGGAGGAAGCAUAUUUUGACACCGUCAGCGUUCUGGAACCUGAUUCAGAUGAUGACAACAAUAGUAUACAUGGAGGUAAUAAGUGUAUGUGCGAAGAGUACCAUGAAAGUUAUGUUAAAGCUGAUGCAGGAAAGUAUGAAAUUUCUCGCUUUGAAAGAAGUCAUGGAAGUUUCAAAGGUGUUAAAGAACAAAAACAUGAAGUGGAGGAGAAGGCUCUAGAUAAUCCAGCGAAAUUGAGCCUUCCUCUUCCGAUAAGUUCCAAUCAAAAACUUCCAAAUCGGCCAGGCAAGGCUCUUCAGUGUCAGAAAAUGCAGACAACGAUUUUCAAGCUUUCUUUCAAGCGAAGGUCCUGUGACAGAGAAGAAAUCACUGAACAUGGUCAAUCAAAAAGAUAUCUGUAUCGUCCCAGAGCAGGAUGCAUAAUUCCAUGCCAGGAAGGAGAGAAGCCAUCCUCUGGAUAUUGGUCUGAAAUUCCAUCAUCAACAUUUAAACUUCGUGGAGAAACCUAUUUCAGAGACAAGUGCAAGUCCGCUGCUCCAAAUCACAGUCCCUAUGUUCCCAUUGGUGUUGAUUUAUUUGUCUGUCCCAGAAAGAUAAACCACAUUGCCCAAAAGCUUGAGCUUCCAAAUGUGAAACCCUUUGGGAAAAUUCCUUCACUUCUUAUUGUAAAUAUCCAGAUGCCUACAUAUCCAGCUGCAAUGUUUCUUGGUGAUAGUGAUGGAGAAGGGAUGAGUCUUGUACUGUAUUUCAAGGUUACUGAGACUCUGGACCAACAUAUUUCUUCGCAAUUUCAAGAAACCAUAAAGAAAUUAAUAGAUAAUGAGAUAGAAAAGAUCAAAGGGUUCACAAAAGACUCAAGUAUUCCUUUCAGAGAAAGACUAAAGAUCAUGGCCGGACUCGUCAAUCCUAAGGAUAUGAACUUGAGUUCUGCUGAAAAGAAGCUGGUUCAUGCUUACAAUGAAAAACCUGUACUCUCAAGGCCUCAACACAGCUUUUAUGAGGGUCCUAACUACUUGGAGAUUGAUCUGGACAUUCAUCGGUUCAGCUACAUAUCAAGAAAAGGGCUUGAAGCAUUUCGAGACCGUCUGAAAGAUGGCAUUGUUGAUCUGGGUUUAACCAUUCAGGCACAAAAACCAGAGGAACUUCCAGAGCAAGUUUUGUGUUGCAUUAGAUUGAACAAGAUUGAUUUUGGUGAAAAUGCCCAAAUACCCACAUUAAUGGAGUCUUGAUCCUGAAUCAUCAUUUGUAUAGCAGUUAACAUUUCAUUAUAGCACAAGCUUUCAUCUUUAUCCUAAGUACAUGCUAGCUAGAAAUACAAGGUAUCUCAACCUUGGUAGUUUUCUUCUAAAUAUUUGUAAUCAAAAUCUUGAGAAAAGCACAUGUAUUAUAAUUAAGCUGUUUUUU
Neltuma alba is the source of this 1847-nucleotide messenger RNA. RefSeq lists its product as uncharacterized. The transcript has 9 exons. Bases 143 to 1672 code for a protein of 509 amino acids. The record is from RefSeq and is a predicted model, not a curated record. Lineage: Eukaryota; Viridiplantae; Streptophyta; Magnoliopsida; Fabales; Fabaceae.